Closterium sp. NIES-65 is the source of this 1692-nucleotide messenger RNA. NCBI's taxonomy places the organism in Eukaryota, Viridiplantae, Streptophyta, Zygnematophyceae, Desmidiales, Closteriaceae. The record is from the annotation of a GenBank genome assembly.
AUGAGCAACAAGCGGCUGCGCUCGCGUGAACUCAAGCAGGGGGAUACGAAUACCGAGGCCGCAGUGGCCGCGUCGGUUUCAGCAUGGGGCUCGCGGCUGCCAUGCGUCAAAGAUGAGCCCGCGCCGAAUGACGCGCUGACUGCUCUACUGAACGCACCAUCUUCAACGACCUUUAAGACGGUGUCUCUGUAUAACCACAUGGGUGUGGGCUGUCAAGUGACUGCGCACGACGCAUUGACGCUCGCCGACAAGGAAUAUCUGGGCGACGCGGUCGUCGAUUUCCAUAACAUGUGUCCGAACGGGAAAUCAUGGGUGGUCCUUGACACCAAGGCGUAUGCGUAUGCCAAGCUUCACAAGAAGCCGAUUGGGAGGUGCACGGGCCCGUCUGUGUUCGAGUACGAUCACAUUGCCGUCCCGGUAUAUGCCGGCUGGGACUGCGGAGUGUACAUGUGCCAGUAUCUCGAAGCACUGGUGACAUCUGGGUUCAUAACCGUGAGAGAGUACAUAUCGUUCAAGGGGGUGAGCGCUGAGAGGUACCGCCACAAGAUGCGUGGGGAUCUUUGUUCUCAUGCCGAGGGAACGCUGAUUCCCGAGCUGCAGCGCCAGGGUCUCCGCAUACCUCUGCAACCUGUUCCCGUUAUCGACGACAACGGAUACAUCUGCGUCGACCCUCCCGUGGACAUCCGAAGAGAGCUGCUAGACCACAAGGAGAAGUUCGCUGUGAUUGAGCACGACAUACAAGUUAUGACGACCAAGAUCGAGUAUCUGGCCAUCCGCAAAGGCGUGACGUCGGACGAGCUGGACGCAGGGGCGCGCCAACACCUUGGUGCCGUGGUGGACACGCUGGUAGAGUCGGCGACUCCACGCAAGCCCGCUAAAGCAGACCCUACCGCGGACAGAAGUGGCCCAAUGGAAGUCGCGCACACUCCACCGACGCGUGCACUGGCGGCAGUGCCAUCAAUCUCUCCCUGUCUUGCACCUCACACACCUGCCGAGAAAGAUAGCCAAGUUACUGCCGGAGACGCGACACCUGCUGUGGUCAGGCAACAACAGCGCGACCAUCUUGCAGUGGCUUUGCGCAGCCGCGCUAAGACUCCCGUGCCCGCAGCUCCAGGUAACCCCGGAAGGGUCGCAAGCAGCGGCCAAACGGGAGUUAUGUGGAACGCAGAGAAGCAGAGGUACUACGUCCGGAUCAUAUCUGCUCGCCGUCAGCAGGUUCGUCUGGGGUCGUACGAGGACAAGGACGAGGCGUCAUACGCGUAUGUUGCGGCAGCCGUUGUACUUCGCCCGAACUCACGCAUCAGCUGCACGGUUGAGCUGUCCGACGGUGACAGGCAGGCUUUAGCAGGCUGCACAGAGGAGAUCCUAAGGCUACUCGUGAAGUACAGGCGGUGGAACAGAUGGAGGGAGUGGAGAGCCGCAAUGGCUGGCGUGGACGACGCGCAGCCGGUCGAUCGCCGUUCGCGGCGAAAGGGCAGAGUGUCCCGGGCCAUUAGUGACGUUGAGGAGGUGGAGGCGAUCACGCAGACUACAGAGGACCAGCCUAUGGCAGACGAGCGAGAGGACCGAACAGAGGACUACACGGAUGACGAUGAGUCCGUUGACGAUGAUGCUGUGUAUGAACCUGGAAACGAUACUUUCGACGAAGAUGAUGGAUGGGAGGAUGUCAACCGUGCACAGGGUGUUGCAUGA